Cavenderia fasciculata is the source of this 504-nucleotide messenger RNA. RefSeq lists its product as uncharacterized. The transcript has a single exon. Lineage: Eukaryota; Evosea; Eumycetozoa; Acytosteliales; Cavenderiaceae. The record is from RefSeq and is a predicted model, not a curated record. Bases 1 to 504 code for a protein of 167 amino acids.
AUGCCUCUCAAAAAACUAUGUCUACCACAUACAUAUACAUCUGUAUAUUAUUGUCUCCCACAUCAAAUGAAAAAAUCUAUUACCAAGGUUACAGGUGGUAGCUUUUCUCAGACACUAGAACAAUUUGAAAACCUCAACCAUAUUGUUAUUAUCGAACAACAACAACAAGAUCUCAAUAAUGAUACUUUUAAUUGGAAAUUACCAAAAAUUGUUACAAAGAUUACAUCUUUCAACUAUUCCGCCUUUGGAUUUAUACAAAACAACAAAUCAAUCAAGAAAUUAAAACUCUUGGAUCGAUCAAUGGAUGAUAUAAGGUUUUUACUAUUUCUAAAGGAUCUCUCCUCCUCUCCUGAAUGUACUCAUGUUCAAACAUUUAUCUAUGGUUGCUCAUUCAAUUGUCAUAUACCAAAUGAUUUAUAUAUUAAUCUCAACUAUACUAUCAAAUAUAGUCGAACAAGUUUAGAUUACAACUUUACACAAUAUCUUAAAUUCACUAGAAAUUAA